AUAUCAGUGGUCGCAGCGGUCAUUUUGCAUUGAAUUGUAAUUUCCUGUAGACAUUCCAUUGUAAUAGGAUCCUUUUUAUAAUCAUUUUCCUACAUGGGAAACUGGCAUGAGUGUUGCGGGUGGUGUUACUCGUUGUUACGCACUGUAACGAUUUUUACCUCGUGGUCUUGUUUUGAGAAACGAACCAACGUAGGUUGAAGUAUCACAUUUGGCAGCAUUAGUCCUUCCCACAGCAUUGGAGAAUCUGCUUACCCUCGUUACCGGUCUUAGUCCAUCCUCCUUACAUCAAAAUUACACAUUGGGAAUUGCGACGUGGAGGGAUCGACGGAUUGACAGUCCACGAUCUUUAAUUAUCCACAUUUAAAAAAAGUUGCUUGGUAUCCUAAUACAACACCGUGUGUCGUGAUGUAAUCCAUGUACAAAAUCCGCUGUGGCAUGGUAAAUAUAUAACCAUGCUCAUUGCGUGUAAUUUUUCGUUGUUUAUUGGCUGUGAUGUUGAGGUGCCAGCAUCAGUUGAUAAAUUGUGGUGCAGAGAUUUUUCCGAGUUCGGUUAUCUCAUUUACCUCAUGGGUGUAAGGUCGGGAGAACAAAACGUAUUAGUUGAACGAGAGACAGUGGAUAUCCGAUUAUGAGGCGUUCGGGCUGAUUGUGGUUAGUGUUAACGACUGUAAAUUCUUUAACCCCUUGUUACUUAUGCAAGGAGCAGUUUAUAAUUGUUGCAGGACAAAAUGGAAAGAAACAGAGAAUAUUGCAAAGUUCCAGAAGAAGAGCUGACUGCAGCUGAGCAGGAAUUGAAUGAAGUCGAGGCCCAGCUGUUAAAUCUCAGUGACAGAAAACGACAACUUCUAGAUCGAAUAGGACAGCUGAAAGAUGAAAUUUUACUGAAAAAGAACCAUCUGCUCACCAGCCGUGAUUGGUCAAGUACUGAUUUCCCAUGGUCUAAGAAGGUGAAAGAAGUACUAAAUUUGGUCUUCAAAUUGAAUGAAUUUCGCCCGCUACAGCAUGAAACAAUUAAUGCAGCUAUGUCCAAUGAAGAUGUUAUUCUCAUAAUGCCUACAGGAGGUGGAAAAAGUCUGUGCUAUCAACUUCCAGCUCUUCUUAAAUGUGGUGUCGCUUUGGUGGUAUCCCCCUUGGUAUCAUUGAUGGAGGAUCAGCUGAUGGCACUCAAAGCACUUGAUGUGCCUGCAGCCAUGCUUACUGCUACAAGCACAAAAGAAGAAGUUAAAUCUAUACAAGAUGCCAUGUUGAACAAGAAUGGAAAACUGAAGCUGCUUUAUGUAACACCUGAGAAGCUGGCGAAAAGUAAGAGUUUCAUGACAAAAGUGCAGAAAAUGUACGGACUUGGCCGUCUGUCUCUCAUUGCUAUUGAUGAGGUCCACUGUUGUUCCCAGUGGGGUCAUGAUUUUCGCCCAGACUACAAGUUCCUUGGUAUAUUAAAAGGAAUGUUCCCUGAUGUUCCCAUUCUUGGACUCACUGCUACAUCUACUUCCCGAAUCACAGUAGAUGUUCAGAAAAUGUUGUGCAUCCAGGGCUGUCUGGUACUCAGAGCAUCCUUUAAUAGACCAAAUCUCUACUACGAGGUGCGAACAAAGGCCUCAUCUCAAGAAGAAUGUCUCCAAGCAGUAGAGGAUCUGUUAAAGACCCGAUACUGCAGUCAGUCGGGAAUCAUAUACACCACUUCUAUCAAAGACUGUGAGCAGCUGAUGCAUGGACUUAGGAACAGAAAACUUCGAGUGGGUUGUUACCACGCUAACCUAGAAGCCCCUCUGCGAAGUAAAGUCCAUGCCAAAUGGCUCAGUGGUGAAUAUCAGGCUGUGGUUGCUACCAUUGCAUUUGGUUUGGGCAUUGAUAAACCUGAUGUUCGAUUUGUGAUUCAUUAUUCAUUGUCAAAAUCAAUGGAAAACUUCUAUCAGGAAAGUGGGCGUGCAGGUCGAGACAAUAAGCGUGCUGAAUGUAUCCUGAUGUAUCGGUUGUCUGAUGUGUUCAGAAUCAGUUCCAUGGUGUUCACCCAGCAGACUGGCUUGCAGAAUUUGUACAGAAUUGUUGAAUACUGUUUGGAUGCAUCUAGAUGCAGACGUGCUAUCAUAGCAUCACAUUUUGAUGAAGCAUGGGACAGCCAAGACUGUAAUGCAAUGUGUGAUCACUGUUGCAAACCAAAGGAAAGAAAAGAGAUGGUUGUUACUUCAUUUUGUCAAGCACUUUAUAAGUUAAUCUCAAAUGCUGCUGCAGUAGAUACAAAAUUGACAGCGCAGAAGUUGCUAGAUGCUUGGUAUGGGAAGGGAGCUGCCAACUUGCGUGACAUAUCUAUCCCAGUGCCAAAAUUCUCAAGAGAGACAGGUGAGGUCAUUCUUGCCCACCUCCUAGUCACUGGUUACUUGCAAGAAGAUUUCCAUUUCACACCCUAUAGCACCAUCAGCUAUCUGAAGAGAGGUCCUAAGGCAGCAGCAGCCAUGUCAGACAAACAUAAUAUUAUAAUGCAUAUUAGUGGUAAAAGUGUGCCGCUGUUAUCAUCAGAGGAAAGCCACAAAACUGAAAGAAAGAUUCCAUUGACAUCAAACAACAAAUCAUUAGCCCCAUAUCAAAAAAUUGAAACAUUGAAUGAGACAAUGACAAAAUCAGUUAGUCUUAAAACCACCCGUGUCCCAAAGGUUGAAGUCUUGGAUCAAAGAAUAGCCUCUGAUGAUGACAUUCAGGUUUGUGGUGCAGAAAAGAGGAGAUCCUCAUGGAAGAGAAAGGUAAUUGUGCUAGAUACUGAUUCAGAUGAUUGAUUUUAUUGCAUCCACAAUUAGCAGCACCCUUGACUAUGAAUCAGUUUAUACAUAUAUUCAUACAGACUGUGGAAUCUCUCCAAAUGGACAUAAGCCCAAGACAUCAAAUCAGUUGCUGUAAGUGAGGUUGUUAUCCACAAUUAAGGCAUUUGUCAAGUGUUGUUAAUGUAGUAAUUUAUUUUUAUAAUAUAUAUUGUAAUCAUUACUAGCUGAUUAAAACAGAAAUAUAUUGUAAUA
Molecule: messenger RNA, 3005 nt
Organism: Cryptotermes secundus
Lineage: Eukaryota; Metazoa; Arthropoda; Insecta; Blattodea; Kalotermitidae
Product: ATP-dependent DNA helicase Q1
Exons: 12
Coding region: 729-2768 (679 amino acids)
Biological process (GO): double-strand break repair via homologous recombination
Cellular component (GO): cytoplasm; chromosome
Molecular function (GO): 3'-5' DNA helicase activity; four-way junction helicase activity; ATP binding
Source: RefSeq, a predicted model, not a curated record